Messenger RNA from Anguilla rostrata (American eel), 2243 nucleotides. Its product is annotated as inhibin beta B chain. The transcript has 2 exons. NCBI's taxonomy places the organism in Eukaryota, Metazoa, Chordata, Actinopteri, Anguilliformes, Anguillidae. Gene Ontology annotation, molecular function: growth factor activity; cytokine activity. Gene Ontology annotation, cellular component: extracellular region. The record is from RefSeq and is a predicted model, not a curated record. Bases 302 to 1513 code for a protein of 403 amino acids.
CCACCCACACACACACACACACACACACACACACUUCUCUCUGUGAUAUUUGCGAGUCGUUCAUUGGUGCAUCCCGCUAAUGUGUCGCAACUUUUGGUGGAUUACCCUAGAUCUUUCCGUCUACAGGUGUAGGGAGUGUAGUGCCCGUCCUCCGUCACCCCAGUCUCUGCGGCGUCUGGCAAGUAACAGCAUCAUCAGGAACCACAAAGAGUUAGGCAGGUCUGCGUCGUUUACAGUAAAGCUUCCGUACUUUGCACUAUCUGGUUUAUCAGCUGGGGGAGAAAAGUAACACGAAAAGCGAAUGAUUGCAAGACUGCUGUUGAUUAUUUCGUUCCAGUCAGUCGCUAAGAUGAGCUCGUAUACGCAUUGCAAGCUGCACUCGAUGUUGCUGUCAACUUUGCUGGUGCUUGCCGUCUUAGUGGUAGAGAUAUUGGCCGCUGUGGCCAACGGUGUGGACGCAGCUACCUGCGGGUCUUGUGAAAUGCAGACGAUAGACAAGGGCUCGGAAGAGAAACUGUUGAUCGAAAUAGCCAAGCAGCAGAUCCUAAGCAAGCUGCACCUGAAAGAACGACCGAACAUCACGCAAACCGUGCCAAGGGCUGCUCUGCUCACCGCUCUCCGGAAGCUUCACGCGGGACGCGUCCGACAGGAUGGCACAUUCGAACUGGAGAACAACCGGCAGAGCGCACGUGCAAAAGAUCAAGGCUACGAAGUCGUGAGUUUCGCUGAUACAGACGACCCAGACUCCAACAGCGUGCGCCGCAGCCUCACGUUCCAGUUCGUGCAGGAGCGCGAGCAGAACAUGCAGGUGCUGCAGUCAGCCCUGUGGCUGUACGUGCACGCACCCGAGGCCCCCUCCAGGGACUCCCGCGCCACCGCGCAGAUCUACCUGUCGGGCCCGGGGAGCGGAAACCGCACGCUGCUCCUGCAGAAGACCCUGGAGGUGCAGCGCGGCGGCUGGCACACCUUCCCCAUCACCCACGCCCUGCAGGCCUUCCUGGACGGCGGGCAGCGGCGGCUGAGGCUGGAGGCGCUGUGCGACGGGCCAGAGGGGCGGGACCUGUGCGCGCAGGAGGGCGGGGCGUCCGAGUCCGCCCACCGGCCCUUCCUGGUGGCCCAGGUGCGCCCCCGGGAGGAGGACGAGUCGGGCCACGCCCGGGGGAAGCGCUCGCUGCGGUGCGGAGAGGACGUCAGCAUCUGCUGCAAGAAGGACUUCUACAUCAAGUUCCGCGACAUCGAGUGGCACGAGUGGAUCAUCGCGCCCGAGGGCUACCACAUGAACUACUGCAUGGGCAAGUGCCCGCCGCACCUGGCCGGCUCCCCGGGCAUCGCGUCCUCCUUCCACGCCACCGUCCUCAGCCAGCUGAAGGCCAACGGCAUCCACACGGUGGUGUCCUCCUGCUGCGCGCCCAUCCAGCGCCGCCCGCUCUCCAUGGUCUACUUCAACUCGCAGCACAGCAUCGUCAAGACCGACGUGCCCGACAUGAUCGUGGAGUCCUGCGGCUGCACGUAGAACCCGAGAGAGAGAGAGAGAGAGAGAGAGAGAGCAAGACGGACAGGUUCCCAGGGCUUGAGUUUCAAACCGGGGCUGUGUUCACACGUAAGCACAAGAGUCUCUAUGCAAACCUCCCACAUUUACUCUCUCUCUCACACACACACGCACACACGCACACACACACACACACACACACACAGGUGAAAAAUCCCUUCAUACAUUUACGUGGACUGUUAUGAGGAAUUGCCGCAAGGCUUAAACGCCAAGUACGGCAAGUAAGCACUAUUAAGGCAGAAAAUGCUUUAAAAAAAUGGAGCCUUCGUCUUGAGCACUUACUCUACAUGACUUUACCUUUGUUGAUAUGUUAGUUACUUUAGACCUGUGAGCUGUGUUUUAUUUGUUUGUCUGUUCAUUCCCUUGGCUGCGUGUUGUAUGAGCUGUUGCUGAAGGAGGCGUUAUGGGGACAAACUAUGUGGUGCCUCAUCUGAGAGGAACUGCAGAGAGAAAGAAGUUUCUAGAAAAGGACUGAAUUUGUGGGCCAACCCCAAAAAAAAAAGCAUUUUGGCUAGCUGCCGGGGUGGGGUGCAUGGAUGCUGCUAUACCCCCCUCCACAUACUGCACACAGGUACAGGGGCUUACCCCAGAAAAAUGGGAGGGACUUCCUCAGACCCAUUGGUCACACUUCACCCUGAAAGUCACAGUAUGUGCCAUUGAAUUCCAUAUUUAUUGAUCAAAUUUGUUUAACUGU